Notolabrus celidotus (New Zealand spotty) is the source of this 3598-nucleotide messenger RNA. It is a transcript of the gene stat3, whose product is annotated as signal transducer and activator of transcription 3 (acute-phase response factor). Gene Ontology annotation, biological process: cell surface receptor signaling pathway via JAK-STAT; defense response; growth hormone receptor signaling pathway via JAK-STAT. The record is from RefSeq and is a predicted model, not a curated record. Bases 271 to 2628 code for a protein of 785 amino acids. Gene Ontology annotation, molecular function: DNA-binding transcription factor activity, RNA polymerase II-specific; RNA polymerase II cis-regulatory region sequence-specific DNA binding. NCBI's taxonomy places the organism in Eukaryota, Metazoa, Chordata, Actinopteri, Labriformes, Labridae. The transcript is spliced from 24 exons.
GAGUUUGUGUGGCUGGAAAAACUGCAAUGUAGCAGAUUGUCUCCGUGUGAAAAAAUCGCACGUACAGAAGUGUUCCCAGUACUAACAAGGAAGAUACAACUUAAGGACGCGUGUUUGUGUGUUUACCCACGCUUUAGUGUGUGUUUAAAUUGAUCCAAAGUGGUUUCACACUGCUAUUGGCAGUUUUUGGUUAUCGAAACUCUUCAAGUGUUUUUUAAGGAGCAACUUUCCAAGGGACUGACGAGCAAGGUGUAGGAGGCGUGUGUCAGGAUGGCCCAAUGGAACCAGUUACAGCAGCUGGAGACCAGGUAUCUGGAGCAGCUCUAUCACUUGUACAGUGAUAGCUUCCCAAUGGAACUACGGCAGUUCCUCGCCCCCUGGAUUGAGAGUCAAGACUGGGCUUAUGCUGCCAAUAAGGAAUCUCACGCCACAUUGGUCUUCCACAACCUUUUGGGGGAAAUAGAUCAGCAGUACAGCCGCUUCCUGCAGGAGAACAAUGUACUCUACCAGCAUAACCUGCGCAGGAUCAAACAGCAUCUGCAGAGCAAGUACCUGGAGAAGCCAAUGGAUAUUGCCCGCAUUGUUGCCCGUUGCUUGUGGGAGGAGCAAAGACUGCUGCAGACCGCAACCACUGCUGCACAGGAUGGCCAGGCAGCUCAUCCAACCGGGACAGUAGUGACAGAGAAGCAGCAGAUGUUGGAGCACAACCUUCAAGACAUCAGAAAGCGGGUUCAGGACAUGGAACAGAAGAUGAAAAUGCUUGAGAACUUGCAGGAUGACUUUGACUUCAACUACAAGACACUGAAAAGCCAAGGAGAGUUGUCCCAGGACCUAAAUGGAAACAGCCAAGCAGCUGCCACCAGACAGAAGAUGGCUCAGCUUGAGCAGAUGCUGAGCGCCCUGGACCAGCUCAGGAGGCAAAUUGUCACAGAGAUGGGAGGCUUGCUGAAUGCAAUGGAUUAUGUACAGAAGAACCUGACAGAUGAAGAAUUAGCAGACUGGAAGAGAAGGCAGCAAAUUGCCUGCAUCGGAGGUCCACCAAACAUCUGCCUGGAUCGCCUUGAAACAUGGAUCACAUCCUUGGCUGAGUCACAGCUGCAGAUCCGGCAGCAGAUCAAGAAGCUGGAGGAGCUCCAGCAGAAGGUGUCCUACAAAGGCGACCCCAUCAUCCAGCACCGGCCCGUCCUGGAGGAGAAGAUUGUGGACUUGUUUAGAAACCUGAUGAAGAGUGCGUUUGUGGUGGAGAGACAGCCUUGCAUGCCCAUGCAUCCAGACAGACCCCUGGUCAUAAAAACAGGAGUACAGUUCACAAAUAAAGUCAGGUUGCUGGUGAAGUUUCCUGAACUCAAUUAUCAGCUGAAAAUUAAAGUUUGCAUCGACAAAGAAUCUGGAGAUGUUGCUGCAAUUCGAGGGUCAAGAAAGUUUAACAUCCUCGGUACCAACACAAAAGUUAUGAACAUGGAGGAAUCCAACAAUGGCAGCCUUUCAGCAGAGUUUAAACACUUGACCCUGAGAGAACAGAGGUGUGGUAAUGGUGGAAGGACCAAUAGCGAUGCGUCCUUGAUUGUCACAGAAGAGCUACAUCUAAUCACUUUUGAGACAGAGGUCUAUCACCAAGGCUUGAAAAUCGAUCUGGAGACUCAUUCCCUGCCUGUGGUAGUCAUUUCAAACAUCUGCCAGAUGCCAAACGCCUGGGCUUCCAUCCUGUGGUACAACAUGCUCACUAACCACCCAAAGAAUGUGAACUUCUUCACUAAGCCUCCUGUGGGGACAUGGGACCAGGUGGCUGAGAUUCUCAGUUGGCAAUUUUCCUCCACCACUAAGAGAGGCCUGACUAUUGAACAGCUCACAACCCUGGCUGAGAAGUUAUUGGGGCCAUGUGUCAACUACUCUGGCUGUCAGAUCACUUGGGCCAAGUUCUGUAAGGAAAACAUGGCGGGCAAAGGCUUCUCCUUCUGGGUGUGGCUGGACAACAUCAUUGACCUGGUGAAGAAGUACAUCCUGGCACUGUGGAAUGAAGGGUAUAUCAUGGGCUUUAUCAGUAAGGAGAGGGAGAGGGCCAUUCUUAGUCCGAAACCUCCCGGCACUUUUCUUCUGCGCUUCAGUGAGAGCAGCAAGGAGGGGGGCAUUACAUUUACAUGGGUAGAGAAAGAUAUUAGCGGAAAGACCCAGAUCCAGUCAGUGGAGCCCUACACCAAGCAGCAGCUCAACAGCAUGUCUUUUGCUGACAUCAUCAUGGGCUACAAGAUUAUGGAUGCCACCAACAUUCUGGUCUCGCCUCUUGUGUAUCUCUACCCUGAAAUCCCCAAAGAGGAGGCUUUUGGGAAGUACUGCAGACCUGAAUCAGUUCCUGAACCUGAGAUAGGAGGGGACUCUACGAGCACUAUUCAGCCGUACUUGAAGACCAAAUUCAUCUGCGUUACCCCGUGUCCCUCCGUGUUCAUGGACUUGCCAGACAGUGAGCUGCUUGGGAACGGAUUCCCAUGCACAAACUCUGGAAACACCAGUGAUCUGUUCCCCAUGUCCCCUCGCACCCUCGACUCUCUGAUGCAUAAUGAAACUGAACCUAAUCCAGGACAUUUGGAUUCCCUCACUUUGGACAUGGAGGUAUCAUCCCCUCCUAUGUGAAGAGAUGCAUCAGGCUUCUUUAUUUUUCUUCUUACUUUGUCUUUGUCUGGAUUUAUGUUGGAGGAUUUCUUUCUCUCUCCAUGCACACAGUCUGCCUGUACAGUUUGUUUCUUUGUAAAAAAAAAUGACUCUUUCACACUGUAGGAAGUUGGAUGAUUUAAAAAAGGUCUUCUUUUGAAAAGGUGAUUUUGACUGUCCACCUGUAGUUCAUCGUGUGAGGCUGUUGACUGAUACUGUCCUGUUGUAUUUUCAGCAGCAUACUGCUUUCAUUCAGUGCUCUCCCACCAUCACAGAUAUCUUACUAUUUUGAAUUAUAUUUUUUGAGAACAUUGUAUUUUUGUGUUAUGGACUUUCAAAAAUGAUUCUGAUAUCAUGUGUUAAGAAAUGUAAUGAGUAUUUCUUGUAUAAGCUAUGCUGCUUAGGAAUUGUACUUUGAACUGUUUUAAUGGUUUUCAAUAUGUCUCAUUGCAUAUUUAAUCAAAUGCCAAAUUCUAAUGCCACAGGCAUUUAACAAAACCUAUAACAUAUUUUUGUGUUAUUUUAGCUUUUUCUCAGAAUGAAAUAUUUCUAACAUUUCUGAGAGACAUUGAAAGUGUUGAAAAAUAUAUAAUUUAGGGGGAAGAGGAGGCGUAACUUUAACAUGAAUGAUGUUAUUUCCUUGUCGUGUUGUGAUAAAUAAUGUGACCAUACCUGUAAAUGUUAUGUACUAAACAAAGUUUUUUUCUCCCACUUGAUUAACUGUAAUUUGUGAUCACUGGUUUUGCAGAUGCUUUAGAAAUUAACAGUAUUUUUAACAUGUUUGAAUCACAAAUUUGAUUUGAUAAGCACUUCAAAUAUUUGUUUGACAACAAUUCAGUGCAAGCCACGCUUGUCUGUCCUGUCAUGAUAUCUCAAGAUGUUUCCUGUAAAAUAUGUUGUAACUAUUCAUUAUUUGGUGAAAAGAAAUAAAAACAAGUUAUCACUAGUUUAA